This is a messenger RNA of Striga asiatica, 645 nucleotides long. The record is from the annotation of a GenBank genome assembly. Lineage: Eukaryota; Viridiplantae; Streptophyta; Magnoliopsida; Lamiales; Orobanchaceae.
AUGCCGAGAACGUCCACGCCACCACGCGCUCUGCGAUUGAGGAAGACGGAGGUGGUGGAAGAGGCCUUGGCGAAUAGAGGAUGUCGGCAGUGGUGGGAGAUGAACGGUUGGACAGAGAAUGACGGCGGUAGCAGUGGUAGGCAGGUGGCGGAGACAGAGCCAAAAAUCGAGCAGAUUGCAAUCGUUCUCUCCCUCAUCAUCAAAUUGCACCUUAGCCGGAGGGGAUUUCAAUCGCUGAUAAUCCCAGCGACCCUAUUCUCUCGCCGUCAUGUUGAAAUCUGGAAUUUUUCCUUCGCCGUGGGCGACCCCACCGCCGACGAACAAGCCGAGAUAAAUCCUCGUCGACGACCUUCAACAAGAAACGACGAUCGUCUUUCAUCACCAUCGCCGACCCUCCUCAGCCGCGCGACUCUAUCUCCGCCAACUGCGGGCCGCCGUGAUGAGCAGCGAGUUUCGGUCGUUCGUCCGAUCCUUCGAGCAGUAGCAGUCGGUCACAAGCCGGCGACCUUCGAGAGUAGCGGCUCCUCCGUCGGCCUUCAUUUAGCGGCCGGGACAGCAGCGGCAGCCCUUUCGGGCCCGUGCAAGAAGAAUGGCAGCCGUUCGAGGCUCUUAUCGAGCAGCCAUUUCCCUUCGAACCUCUUGUGA